CUCGAUUGGCCUAAGUGACUUGGAUUUGUUUGGCAUGCUCACAGGGGCCCCACCAUGACAGUAAAACAAAUGACAGGGGAGAAUCUUAAAUCCCCUCCCCUCCCACUCCUGCCUCACCAGAUUUGAUACAUAUGCAAUAAUGCAAACCCUGCUGGCUGUUGCUUCUCAGCAGGGCCAGAAGCUUUGCCUUUAGUCUAGCAGUAGCUACCAGGAGAUCUUCCUGCGAGAGGUGCCUAACAGCUUCAGAGGAAUCAGCACUUGAGCAGUGGGAGCUCUGAGGCAGAGGUGCACUGUUGAGGUCAGCGAGCUGCAAUUUUUGUGGGUUGGGAAGGAAUGGAGAAGCAACACAUCAAGAGGGCCAUGCUGAAGCAAGAACAGACAUUCAGACAGCAGGUUCAUGAGCUGCACCGUGUGUACCGGGUUCAGAAGCAGCUGAUGAUGCAAAUGCAUGUUACCGAGACGGAAGACUACAACAACAUGGCUGCAGAGGGACAAACUGAAUCUACAGUAAAGCUCGGUCGCCAACAAUGGUGCGGUAGCUCAGUCAAGGAAGAGGCUGCACUGGCAGAAGACUUCAACCUGGAGCUGACGCUGGCAACAGGUAGUGCAAUCAGGAAGCAAGAGAAGCCGUCCAACUCAGACUCCGAAGCAACAAUAUCAUCAUCAACAUCUGCAGAAUCAGAGUCAGGGCGGAGAUUCGUGCCUGACUCCAAUGUAGCAACCAUGAGGUUUCAGAAUGAGAGCAAUAGGCAUGAUGAUAAGGUCAUUCAGUCUCCGUGGCUCUACCAGUGUUUAAGUCUCAAGAUGGCAUGAAGGCGUAGCUAGGGUUGGCAUGAAGGUGCCUCAAGAUUUGACAAGCCGAAACAAAAGAAAAUGCAUUGCUGUAUGUAUAGUACAAGCGAAUUCAAUGCAACUUUAGGAGUGAGCUCAAAAGAAUUAAGCAUUUCUCUCAAAAAAAAAAACUAACGUAGUCUGGUCUCAUUUGUCACAAAGAACAAACAGGUUCACCUUACAUCACCACAACUAGGUGCAGAGAUCUAGUUCAAAAAAAGUUCUAGCUUUCGAGGUGGAAUUGAAGACCUUAGGAAGAUAUAUGGUAGUAUAAUUCUGCCAUCGAGACAGGCUUCAGCUAAAAACACAGCUAAGUAGAAGCCCGGUGGAUACUAUUUCCUAACCAAAAGCAAAGGAUGCAUACGAAGCAAUCCAAUCUCUGUUGCCAGCGUAACAUUGUCGGUCAAUAAAAUGAUAGAUAAUAUCAUAGUUCCAUGAGACAUCCAUUAAGCCCGUCUUGCACAACUAAUUGAUGGAUAACAGUCGUGUUGAUUCAUUCAACGACAAUUAGGUACUUGUGGCCACCUCCACAUCUGCUUUCUUUAAGCUGGCCAUAUAUGUUAUAUAGAUGGUCCAAAGAAACGAGAAUGAAUUGCUCACUAGUGGCUGGGAAAAAAAACUAAGGUCAGAAAUGCUGUCAAAAAACACAGAGCCGAACAUAUAGAAUGCAUCAGGAAUUUACCUGUAAAUGAACAGGGACAAACUUGAAAGUAAUAAAGUCACAAGCUGGCCAAUAUACAAUCCCACUUUUGAUGGUCGGAACUAGGUCCCUCUUCAAUCUUGCAAUGAUCUCAGGGACAGUCUCACCUGCGUAGCAAAUCAGAAAAUUCAUUAAAGAGCGUAUGAGACUGCAUACCAAAAUAGUUUGCAACACUAAGGCCUCCUAUCACUGUUUUGGAGAGUAUGUACUGCAUGUAAGCUUAUCUGAAUGCAGUUUCUCCUAUUAUGCUCAACAGUACAAAGUAGGCAGAGAUGUUUACCACGUGCAACCUUAUCCUGAGACCAGUAGUACUGCAGUCCAUGGUCCUAGGUCAUAGACUUUACCAGAACUGAAUUGAAAUGGCUAAUUACAAACAGCAUCAACCAUGAGCUGUACAAGUACAUCAAAACAACUCAAGGCAAGUAGGUGGCAGAGCGUGGCACCAGAAACAAUCAGAAAAUUCACAUCAAAAUGUUCAUCAAGAAAGUGAUAGCCUUGUGUGUGUGUUUCAACUAUGUUGGCAAUUUAGUUACUAUAUGGCUAACGAUGAAAAUGUAUCAACACAGGCACCACAAGGGCAGACUGCAGGUUAGUCGAAAUCAGUGUUUUUAUGACAAAACUAUGACUCACAGAUAUGUUGAAAAGUAAACAAGUGAAAACCAAAUAUUGCUCUUUAGCAUCUUAUGCAGAAUAUCCUUGUGUAACGUAUAAAUAUCUACAUCUGACCGACAUGGAUGAUCAAUCAAACAAGCAAACUGAGGUUUGGAAGAAUCCUAACUCUAAAAGGCAAUAAGGUCAUGUUGAUCCCUGAGAAAAGAGCACUGGUUAUACCAUGACUUUUAUAUUUUUCACACUGCUACUAAUGCACUGAAAGUUAGAUGGAUGGAUUGGUGUAAUGGAUGGAUUGUAUUAGCUUGAGGCCUCGGCCGGUAUAUAUAAGAGUACAAGACUUGAGUUGCAAGGCAA
This is a messenger RNA of Panicum virgatum (switchgrass), 2497 nucleotides long. RefSeq lists its product as uncharacterized. The transcript is spliced from 3 exons. The coding region runs from base 334 to 813 and encodes 159 amino acids. Lineage: Eukaryota; Viridiplantae; Streptophyta; Magnoliopsida; Poales; Poaceae. The record is from RefSeq and is a predicted model, not a curated record.